CAGCGCGCUCAUCACAUGACUGGAACAUUCUGCCUCAUGACACAGUGAAUCUGCUGCCAGAUACUCAGCAAACAGCGUAACUUCUCUGUUUGUUACCUGACAGACUCAUAUAAAGGCAGAGCUCGGCGCUGCUCGGCUCGUGUUCGGUCGCAGGCGUUAGUGCGUGUCGUGUUCCGCGCUCGGAGUUUGACGCUUUUCCUGACGGACGUCAGUACGGACUGAGGCAUGACGGUCAGACGGAGCUCGGCUGCAGGUGUCUGCUGGACCCUACUGAUGGGGUGUGUGUUUGCGGCUCACGCUGUGACAUUUGAGGUGAUGGACGGAAACUCCACCUGCAUUAAAGCAGAUCUCAACGCCAGCUUCAGCAUCACCUACAACACCACCAAUGGAACGAGAGUGGCGGGGUUUGCACUGCCGUCCUCCGCAUCAGUGGGUAACGGCAGUUCCUGCGGCGGCCGUGAGGUUCCUCCGGAGCUGCUGGUGUCGUUUGGCGCGGGUCACGCUCUGGCUCUCGUGUUCUCCAGCGACGGGCGGCUCUACCGGGUGGCCAACCUAAGCCUGCAGUACAACCUCAGCGACACCAGCACCUUCCCACAAUCCUCUGGCACAGGACUGGUGACGGUGAUGACGAACGUGUCGGACAUCACAGCGAGGCUGAACAGCACCUACAGGUGUGUGAGCUCCACGACCGUCAGUCUGAGCGCCGGAGUCAGCAUCACCCUCUCUGAUGUGCGCAUGGAGGCGUACAUGAACGGAGCAAACCUCAGCACAGAUGAGAGCGUUUGCAGUGCUGAUCUGCCAGUUACGACCGCUGCUCCGACUCAGUCGCCCAGAACCACCGCCGCCCCGUCACCCACCCCGCCGCCCGCUCCCGAGCGCGGAAACUACACCCUCACCAACGGCAACGGCACCGCCUGUCUGCUGGCGCUCAUGGGGCUGCAGCUCAACGUCACGCACCUCUCCAAAUCUCUGAACAAGACGGUCAGUGAGGUCGUGAACCUGCGGCCCAACAGAACCACAGCCUCGGGGUCGUGUGGGGUCGAGCUCGCCACGCUGGUGCUGACGGAGGAGCUCACCAAUCUCACCUUCACCUUUGCACUGAACUCCACUACACGGAAGUUUUACCUGAGCGCCGUGAACGUCUCUGCCUUCUGGCCCGACAUGACAGAUCGAUUCGCGGAAGGAAACGCCUCUCUGGACCUCCUGCAGUGCAGCGUGGGUCGCUCGUACAUGUGCAGCGCGCAGCAGACGCUCACGGUCCUCCCCACUUUCUCCAUCAACACCUUCAGACUGCAGCUGCAGCCCUUCAACAUCACCGCCAACCGCUUCUCUGCAGCGGAGGAGUGUCGUAUGGAUCAGGAGAACAUGCUCAUCCCCAUCAUCGUGGGUGCGGCUCUGGCCGGACUGGUGCUGAUCGUCCUCAUCGCGUAUCUGAUCGGCAGGAAGCGGACACACGCCGGAUACCAGACCAUCUGAUCAUCUUCAUCACCAUCAUCGUCCUCCAGCUGCGCUGCGAUCGACUGCAGCUGCACGCACUGGAGUGGGAGUGUGUGAGUGUGAGUGUGAGUGUGUUCGCUGUGAGGUCAAAGGUCAGCUCUAUUGGUCAGUGUGGGUGCAUUUCUGCACUGUGAGGUCAGAGGAGUGUGUGUGUGUGUGUGUGUGUGUGCACUUGUACAGCUAUCUUUGUGAGGGCCGGUUUGAGUUUUAGAUCAUUGGAGUGUGAACAAUUUUGGAAAGUGAGGACAUUUUGGCCGGUCCUCACUUUCUGAGACCCCUUUAAAGGCCUGUUUGAGGGUCAAGACUUGGUUUUAGGGAUCAGGUUAUGACUGGGUAAAGAUUAGGUUUAGGGUAAGGGUUUGGGUGAGGCACUUAGUUCUGAUGGGUAGGUUUAGGGUAAGGAGCUAGAGAUUGCAUUGUGUCACACUUUGUGUCCUCACAAAGAUAGCUGUACAGAGGUGUGUGUGUGUGAGGUCAGAGGUCAGUGUGUGUGCAUUUCUGCACUGUGAGGUCAAAGGUGUGUGUGUGUGUGUGUGUUGGUCGGUCUGGACUGUGGUGUGGAUGAGUUGAAGCCGUUAUGAUGAGUGUGUUUGUGUGAAUGAUUAUUGUUUGACGUUCAGCACAAACUGGACAAACCUUCACUCAUGGACGUCCUCAUCAGAAUCACUCUCUUCAAAAUCAACCUUUUUUUAUCUUAUUCUAACGUCCUUUAUUAUGUUAAUUUUAUUCUAAAAUGCUAAAUAUUUUAGUGUAUGUAGUCAUUUUAAUUGGCUUUAUGUAAAAAUAAUAGUGUUUAUGACAUCAGCUCAUUUAUGUGUGUGUGUUGGUUGAGGUUUCAGGUUCCCUACGUUAUAAAAACAGCCUUUCUGCUCCGUAAUUCAAAUGGCUAAAGAAACAUACUAAACUAUUUUUUAUUUAAAAUAAAAAAUGUUAAAAAAACAUUACAGACAUUUUCUGUUAUGGUUACAUGUAAGAACUGAAAAUAUGAUUAGCUCAGAGUAAAAAACAUUACGCUGUGUGUGUGUGUGUGUGUGUGUGUGGGGCAUUAACUGACACCUGACAUGAAUAAUUGAUGUUUGUUUGUUUGUUGGAUCAUGAAACCUAAAUAGAGCCGCUGGUGAAUUACCCAUGAUCCUCCACACACACACAGCAGCUGUGAGGAUUGUUCACACAGAACACGUUUGUGCUGAAAGGCAGCAGAUGCUGCAGUGAAACUGGAAAGAAAGUUAGAGACAGCAGCUGACGCUGCAAAACACAAAUGCAGUGAUGAACAAACUGCAGUGGAAUGAAAACACAAACCCUAAAACACAGAUGAAGGUUCAGUUUGUUGCUUGAGUGAAAAGGGAAAUUGUGAUGAUCUGAAUGAAUGAAUGAAUGACUGUGUGAGUCUGAAACUGUAUCCUGUGCUUUUCUAAGACUUUGAAAAUGUGUCAGUGACAUCUUCAUCAUCAUCAUCAGCUUCCUGUUACAGAGAAGAUGAUGAUUGUUGAUCUGUAGAUCAGUGUGUUUGAGUGAAUGUGAUGAUGAUGAUGAUGAUGAAGCAGCGCACUGGUCUCAUUUCAUGGGUUUGAGGUUCCUGGAGCUUCUGCAUCCUGGUGAUUUGAUUGGUCACAUGACGUGUCGUUGGGUCAGGUGACUCCAGUGGCGUCUGCUGGUUUCUUCUUCGCUCUGUUAUUUUUGUAGUGAAUGUUUGGUUAUUUUUAUGCAUCAGGGUUUGAGGUUAAUAAAUAAAUAAUGACUUACA
Molecule: messenger RNA, 3241 nt
Organism: Labeo rohita (rohu)
Lineage: Eukaryota; Metazoa; Chordata; Actinopteri; Cypriniformes; Cyprinidae
Gene: lamp1a
Product: lysosomal associated membrane protein 1a
Exons: 9
Coding region: 226-1476 (416 amino acids)
Cellular component (GO): membrane
Source: RefSeq, a predicted model, not a curated record